Messenger RNA from Chroicocephalus ridibundus (black-headed gull), 1348 nucleotides. RefSeq names its product glioma pathogenesis-related protein 1-like. The record is from RefSeq and is a predicted model, not a curated record. Gene Ontology annotation, cellular component: extracellular region. Bases 98 to 973 code for a protein of 291 amino acids. NCBI's taxonomy places the organism in Eukaryota, Metazoa, Chordata, Aves, Charadriiformes, Laridae. The transcript has 6 exons.
AACAACUUCUGAAGAAACUGUUUGCCAGUAUUAUCUCCACCUAAGAGACUUCUCUUGUAAAAACUUAAAAGAAAAAUACUGAAAUCAUUGAAGAAUUAUGAAAAUCACGUUUUUCUUUGCUGCAUUGUUCUUGCUGGAUCUCUUCACUUGUGGUCAUGCUUAUCCACAAUAUCCCUUGCCUGACAUAGAAGAUCCAAAGUUCAUUGAAGACUGUUUGAGAACUCACAACAAGUUUCGAUCCAAAGUGAAUCCACCAGCCAGCAAUAUGUUUCGCAUGUCCUGGGAUGCUGCUUUAGCUAAGACUGCCAAAGCGUGGGCAAAGAAGUGCAAGUUUAAGCACAACAUCUACCUUAAAAUGCCGAGGAAGGUGCACCCCACCUUUACUCCUGUUGGAGAAAACAUCUGGACUGGCACAGCCGCUAUCUUCUCCGUGGAUGCAGCUCUCAGUGACUGGUUUGAUGAAGUCAGCAGCUAUGAUUUCAACACCAAUAGAUGUACUGGCAUGUGUGGUCACUACACUCAGGUCGUCUGGGCAGAGAGUUACAAAGUCGGCUGCGCAGUUCACUUCUGCAAUACAGUUGAAUAUUUUCCAGGGCUCCUCCGAGCAGCACAUUUUGUUUGCGAUUAUGGGCCAGCGGGGAACUACCCAAGAAAACCGUAUAAAGCAGGACGACCAUGCAGUGGAUGCAGUAAUGAGAAGUGUGUAGACAAGCUCUGUGAAAAUACAGAACGUGAGAAGCUGAUAAAUUAUACCUACUGGUAUCCAGACUGGGAUGCACAGCCCCAGCCACCACGGCCCCGUCCUCCCAGGCCUCCCAUGCCGCCGCACAUCCCACCUGCUGAGCAUCCGCGUCCCUCUUGUGACCAGUACUGUGUUAGUGUUUCAAUUUUAAGGCCACUCUUUUUGGUACUGAGUGCUGGUGCUGUUCUUUUAGUGCAACAGCGGUUUCCACAUAGAUUUUUUUAUGAGUAAUGAUCAAUUAAGUGAUCCUACUGCUGUAUUACUCGCAGAGAAUUGCACACAUUUGCAAAAACACUCAGUCAUCUCUCCGUUAUCCUUGUGAUGUUUAUCCAGCAUAGAAAGGGCUGAUUCUUCACUCCAGGCAAGAUAAAAGUGGCUGUGCAAAGAGUUAGUGUAAUUUAUUGGCAGUAGCUGCAACACGCUUCUGCGUCUGCACAAGCCUCUUAGCUCUGGCUCAGGAGUAGCUUGCUAGAGGGACCACGUAGACUAUAUAUUACUAUACAUGCCAACAAGCCUCCUGGAAACCUGGAGCAUCACAAAGACAUGUCUGAAGUGGCAUAGCGGAUCCAAAAGAAGCAAUAACUCAUCUCCAUUAACCUCCAAUUA